Messenger RNA from Formica exsecta, 2014 nucleotides. RefSeq names its product putative methyltransferase NSUN6. The coding region runs from base 235 to 1737 and encodes 500 amino acids. Gene Ontology annotation, molecular function: methyltransferase activity. NCBI's taxonomy places the organism in Eukaryota, Metazoa, Arthropoda, Insecta, Hymenoptera, Formicidae. The transcript is spliced from 9 exons. Gene Ontology annotation, biological process: RNA methylation. The record is from RefSeq and is a predicted model, not a curated record.
GAAAAAAGAACUCGCUACGCGUUAUUUUAGUUCAUCUAGUUAUUGUUUUAUUAUCGAAAAUGUAUAGGUCUUUUAUGUAAUUGCCUCAAGAAUAACAAAAUAAACAUUUUAUUGUAAAAUUACUGUUUUAUUAUCGACAAUGCAAAGAUUUACUUACCUACAGUAGCGCGUAACGAGUUUUUUUUUCCAGUAAUGUGUGCUAAAUGCUAAAUCCCAUAAGACCAUCGGUCUUUAAUGAUAUCUCUCAAACGGCCAAUAAUGUCAACGUUCUUCAAUUACCUUCGGGUCCACCGGGCUCACUUGAUGGUCACAAAAAUUUACCCAGGACUGACGGUCUUUAAUAGUAUCUUAUCGUCAUAUAAUUUCGGAGAAACGCCGUUUAAAAAUAAAACUGACAUACAUGAACAAUUGAUAGCAGAUUUAGGAAAAGUUAUCACCAACGAUGGAUAUUUACAAAAAUAUGAAAUUCAGGAAAAAGUCAAUGUUCUCUGCAAAUGGAUGUGCACAACACCUAGAAAAAGUAUUUAUAGAUUAGAUCAUUUUUCCAAUCAUUAUACAGACAAUCUGCAGAAACUAUAUAAAGCAUUGAAACAGGCUGAUAAACCAGAUCCAUCUAUUCAUUUUUUACCGGAUCUUCCAAAUGGGAUAGUCGCUGUUGAAAAUUGGGAUUUAUCGGUAUCUCUUGAUUUAAAGAGAUAUCCAAGGGAGAUUAUUGUCGAUGCUAUAUGUGGUGCAGCUGUACUAAGAGGAUCUCAUGUUUAUGCUCCUGGUGUUAUUGGAAUGCCAAAUGGUUUAAUCAUUAAUUGUAAAGUCAGCGUAUUCGCCGACGUUACCGGUCAUUGCAAAAAGGGUUUAAUUAAACCAUACCCAGAUAGCAAGAAGAUGUAUUUGGGUAAUGGCAUUCUUCGACAAACUAGGAAAGAGUUAUUUGGUAAAGCUGCAAAAAAUCCAUGCGGUAUCGCAAUAAUUAUGACUGAUGUAACCUCGCGAGUUCCACAAUUGAAUACAGAUAAUGAAUCUCUAAGACCACAUGUACUGUUACAAAAUUUGCCAUCUAUUCUAUGUAGCUUAGUUUUAAAUCCCCAACCAGAUGAGACAGUUUUGGACAUGUGCGCUGCACCUGGUAACAAAACUACGCAUAUUUCGUUUCUUAUGAAAGGACAGGGUAAGAUAAUAGCAUUAGAGAAAAAUGCAGGUAAAGUGAAACGAUUUAAGGAAAAGUGUAAGGAUGAAAACAUUAAAAUAUUUUGUUACGAUGCUACAAAGGCUGUUGUCGAACAAGAUAAUAGCUUCGUCGAUACCGAUGGACCCCCAUUCAAACAGGAUCACUUUGAUCGUAUUCUCUUAGACACUCCAUGCAGCGCAUUAGGUCAAAGACCACAAUUAUAUAAUACAAUUACAUUGGCGCAGCUUCGUUCUUACAUUCCCUUGCAACGAAGUCUCUUUUCUGCCGCCGUUCGUCUUUUGAAACAAAACGGAACAUUAGUGUAUAGUACAUGCACUGUUACAAUAGCAGAGAAUGAAGGAAUCAUUGCUUGGGCAUUGAAGCAAUUUCCAGAGUUAAAAUUAGAAUCCGUUACAGAUCGGAUAAAAACAGAUAGAUAUGGUAGUCAAGGAUACACCAUAGAUGGUCUAACAAAUGAGAAUGCGAGAAAAGUAUGUAGAUUUGGUACUGAAAGUACUGAUUCUGUUGGAUUUUUUAUUGCAUGCUUCAAUAAAUGUUCCCAAAAUGAUUAAGCGCAUUGUAACUUUACACUAUAUUGUGUAUAUAUGUAUAUCUAAAGUUAAUUUAUUGGAAAAUAUAAUAGACUCUUGAUUGAAAGACAGACUUGAUAAGUUUGUAUAACAUGCUUGAAUCUGGAAACGAAAUUGUUACCCUUAUCGUUAUAUAGAUCCUAUAGGUCCCUUUAUGAUAACAAUUUAUUUAAAGAAGAAAACAGUAUGUAUGUACAUAUAUUUUGUGUGGGGUGUGUACGCGCGCGCGUGCGCGCAAAUAAAAGGCAGAGAUGUAUAU